AUGCGGGCUGUUGGACUUGGGAUAAAAGGCCCCCCUUUCACAUGGAGCAAACAUUAUUGGAGUGGAGCUUCAAUUUGGGAAAGGCUGGAUAGGGCAGUGGCUUCACAUGAAUGGUUCAUCAGAUUUCCGGGUUCUCAGGUCCACCACGUGGAUAGCUCAACUUCUGACCAUAAGUUUUUGUGGAUAGAACUAUCAGACCUGGAUUUCCAGCCAAAAAAGAAAACUUUUAGGUUCGAAGAAAUGUGGUUAGCAGAUAAAGGUUGUAGAGAAACGGUAGAAGGAAUGUGCCAAGCCAGGUAUGAUGAAGCCGAGAAUUUGAAGGUGAUUAGGAAGGUUGAGAAUUGUGGUAAAGAGUUGACUAGUUGGAGCCGUAAUAAUUUCGGUAAUGUUCGAAAUGAGCUGGUUAAAAAAAGGAAAGAUCUAGUUCGAGCAGAACGACAAGCUGUGAGGACCGGGAAUUCUUUUCAGGUUGUGCACUUAAAGAAGGAGAUUAACAUAUUAAUGGGAAAAGAAGAACAGAUGUGGAGACAGAGGUCGAGAUUUACCUACAUCAAAGAGGGUGAUCGGAACACCCGUUUCUUCCAUAGCCGUGCCACACAAAGGAAGUGA
Messenger RNA from Quercus lobata, 609 nucleotides. RefSeq lists its product as uncharacterized. The transcript has a single exon. The record is from RefSeq and is a predicted model, not a curated record. Lineage: Eukaryota; Viridiplantae; Streptophyta; Magnoliopsida; Fagales; Fagaceae. The coding region runs from base 1 to 609 and encodes 202 amino acids.